This is a messenger RNA of Lactuca sativa (garden lettuce), 724 nucleotides long. RefSeq lists its product as uncharacterized. The record is from RefSeq and is a predicted model, not a curated record. NCBI's taxonomy places the organism in Eukaryota, Viridiplantae, Streptophyta, Magnoliopsida, Asterales, Asteraceae.
ACUUCAGACACACACACUCACACACCGAAACGACAGCACAGCUCUCAUAACUCUAUUUAUAACCCCCACCCUCCACCAACCCACCCUUCUUCUCCGGCGACUCCUCUUUACUUUCUCUUAAUCAACAUUUCUUCACCUUACGACUCGUAGGCGUACUCACGUACCAAUCGGUUGAUUUUGAUUUUCUUUUUUCUUUUCACAAGCAAUUAAUUCGAUAAAUCUCGAAGAUGGAAGGUAUCACGACUCGAGUGUACAAAGGCGUUAAAGGAUACUGGCGGAGGAGACGCUACCAGCGCCUUGGCGGGAACAGUCGCGACGAAUCUGGACCUAAACGGCGGAGCCGUUUCUGGAGGAUAAGAAUAACACGGAAGCUGAAACUGAAGUUCAAGUUUCGGUGCUCUCCGAAGAAGUUACUGAUCGGGAUCCGUGACGGUUAUGUGAGGAUGAUGAUGAGAAUGGCGACUUCGUCGGUGGUUACAGGAGGCGGUGGUUAUGGAGACGGUGUAGCGAGGUUUGGAAUGAAACCGGUGAAGGAGUAUGACGAGAAGAUGAUAAUCGAGAUCUACAAAUCGUUGGCGAUGAGGCAAGCUCAAUUUGGUGCCGAUCGAUGUCCACAGAUUACGAUUUCCCGGUAAAACUGCCGGAAACCUUAUCAAACUUUUGCUGUAACAUUAAUUCAAAGCUUCAAGCAACAUAAUUAAUGGAGUAAUAAGUUGUUAAUCAA